Messenger RNA from Symbiodinium natans, 2295 nucleotides. Lineage: Eukaryota; Dinophyceae; Suessiales; Symbiodiniaceae. The record is from the annotation of a GenBank genome assembly.
AUGUCCGUGCUGGACACCUUUGAGGCUUCCGACCUGCCCCUGGAUGCUAUUGCUCUGGCCCUACAGGGAGACCCUGACGAAGUCCGCGUGCUGGUGAAGGAUACGGCCGGCCAGCCGAGAUACUACGGAAUGCUUGCAGGUGCCCUCUCCAAGAUUAGCAUGCCGAUCAUCGUCUUCAGCCUCGUUCGCUGGGCCAGGUAUGUGCUGAAAGACCCGGCCUUCAAAGACUGCUCGCUGCACAUGAGCCUGAACAUGGCGAGGUCGAAGGGAGACAAGGAUGAGGAGUCCACCCUGGGCGAGGAGGAGCGGCUCUUUCGAUACUGGCUCAGCAUGGUCAAGACACGCACGGAUGAGGGCAGCAUGGGCAUCAUCGUGGGCACGCAUCUUGACGAGGUGUGCAGGAUACUGGAGGAGGAAGCAGCAGUGCAGUCCUUUCUGGAGCGGAUGGCCGAGAAGAUCAAGAGCUUCUUGAAGCCGUUGGGAUUACAGAACGUCUUCUUCGCCUGCCAGGAGCGAUCCUUGUGCUUCUUUCCGGUGGACAACAGCAAGUCCCUGAGGAAGCACGGGGUGGACCAGCUGCAGCAGGCCAUCCGGGACAUGGUGCAGGACUCACAGAGCAACGGGCCUCACAAACAGCCGCGGCCCCUCCUCUACGUCAAGCUGCUGGACAUGCUGCGGGCUGACGGACAGCCGCCAUACCUGAAAGUCAAGCAGGUGGCGCAGCUGGCCGCCCAUUUCAACCUGGAGGCCAGCGAAGGGGAGGUGCGCGAGGCGCUAGCCUUCCUCCACGAGCUGGGGGAGGUCCAGUUCUUCGCCGACGCUGCGGGCCUGGCGUCGGAAGGCGUCUUCACCGAUCCGGAGCUCCUCGCGCUGGCCCAGGCCAACAUACUGGACUGCCCACGCGUGCUGGCGAAGAUGACGGAGCAGGCUGAUCUGUUGCACGAGUCGGCCAUCCUCAGCCGCGAGCUGCUGCCAGAGCUUUGGAAGAACAUACUGAAGCUGGAGGCUCCCAAAGCUCAACCCAGGAGCAAGCACGAGCCCACGGACUUCAAGGAGGUGCUUCUGGACUUCCUGAAAGCCGACUGCUUCCUUCUUCCCCUGAGGGAGGGGCAGUUCAUGGUGCCCAGCCUCCUGCAGCGCUGGACCCCGCAACUCGAGGAGGCGCCCGAGGACAUCGCGGACCUGGCGGCCGAGGUGCCCUUGGAGGACGGGGUCGCCAUGGACUUGGGAGGCCUCUCGGUCCCGGACCUCUUUCCCCAAAUCCUCGCGAAGCUCAUGGGCAAACGGGAGAUGGAGGCCUUGCAAGACAGCUGGGACUCUGCCUCGUUGUACCGCAACGCCUUGCAGAUCGAUCUGCCCGCCUGCACGCUUAUCGCCUUGGAAGCUCCGGUGGAGAAGCCCGAAAGGGUGGUGCUGCGCAUUCGCGACUUCGAGGCCACGGAGUGGUUCGACUCCCCUGCGAAGUGCCUGAUGGUCUUGGCAGAGAUUCUGCACGAAGCGGCCGCCUCGGUGGCCAAGACCUUUGCGCGGCACGUCGUGAUCGGCCCCUUGGACAUGGCAGCGGCCCCUGCAGCGGUCUUCGCUGCCGCAGUGGACGCAGCAGCUGCUGGACGAGUCCUCCACGCCUGCGCCGGGCUGGCCUGCGAGAGAGCUCCACCUGUCGUUCCUCUAAUCAUGAUCAGAGUGAACGACUCCCUGGUGAAGCCCGCCUGCCAAGCCCACCGGAAGCCCUACUCACGGAUCCUGAACCCGGAGGGGCUCGGCGUCGAGUGCUUUGUGACCCACGCUUGGUGGAUUUGCAUCUUCGCUAUCAUUCAGUCGGACAACCCGUUGGACUUGAGCGAGCAGCUGGGAAGCGAUCCCGCCCACGCGCCCUUCACGGAGGCCCUGCAGCGAGCCAACAGGUACCUCGUCGUGCGCAACGACGCCGUGGACGUCUUCGCUCGCAUCUGGUGCUGCUGGGAGCUGUACUGCGCUGCCCAAGGUGGGUUUCUGCAGAGCGACCGGUACAUCGUCACUGGACCAAGUAGGUUUCCCAAUCCCGAGAACUGGGACAUCGGGAAGGCGGACGCGACGAACUUAGAGGACAAGCGCCUCAUCAUGCUUGCCGUGGCCAGCAAUCAGGAGAUUUACCACACCAUCAUUGAGAAGGCGGUUCUGAUUCGGAACCACCAUGUCCCAGAGGAGGACAGCGAGAAGUGUGGGAACCCUGCACGAUGGAUGUCAAGAAGCCUGGGCAGCCAAAGCCAUGCGGCUGCGGCACCUGUAUCGCUGUCCCGACAUGCCUCGGCAUGA